AUGGAGGCAGGUGAUCCAGAAAUACCUCGUUUCAAGAAUUUUGACCGGAGCCGUUUGAAGGCCGCUGCUACAAAAGAGACAAAGUUUUCGGAGGCGGCAGCUAGCGACAGAGACUUUGAAAGAGAACGGGACAGAAAAAUAUUAGUAGACGAUUUGAAAUGCGGCGGUACUGACAGAGGAGCGUCAUCGAUUGGCUAUCAUUCAAGCAAGUCUGAAGCGCAGAAGGAAAUGUACUAUCGAAGAGAUAGAAAACACAGAGAGGGAGAAUCAGCUGCGCUUGAAGAAGGGACAGAAGACGGGGUAAAGCAAAGCGCUAAAAAGCGAAAAAAGGCUCAUCGUCGCCGAGAGGAAUUGGAGGAUGGAGAGAUAGCUUCGUGGAGCGCGAGGGAUAGAUUGAGCAAACUGAACUCGGUUGAAAUGAAGGCAGCGCGUCUGGAGUUAGGAUCGGCAAGAGAAAAAACGCGUGUUGCAUUUGGUGUUACAUCUGAAAGGGAAACUUGGAACAAAAAACAGGAAGACCUAGGGAAAGUGUCGAAUGAAUAUCAUGAGGAGCAGUUUUGGAUUGAUUUGAAAUUUAACAAAAAUUGGAUGUUUUGCGACCGGCUGCCCGGCGUACCAAAGUAUGAAAAGUUAGGUGAUUAUACGAUGGGUGCAGCGGGUGGUGGGCUGUCCAAGUGGGAAACUUCAAAAGGGGGGGUGAAUAUGGGAGCGAAAAACAAUGGGCUAGAGAGCGCGUCUUUUGGCGGGGGUAAAUCAAGAGAGCCAAAAAAAAAAAAGAAAAAAGAGGAGCUGCGUUAUUAUGACAGGCUGGUUCAAGCAAAGCUAGCUAGCACAAGCAUUGAAGAUGUGAAGAGGAAGGGUAUUGAUACGAGUUGUAAGGAAAUGGAGGAGGCGGUGAUUGAGAUGUCACAGGACUUGAAGGAUGGUUCGAAUCAGAUGGAUGAAGUGAGGGGAGGCAGCAAGAGACAAGAACUGACUGUUGAACAAGAGAUUUUGGUUCAAGCUAAGGCUUUAAAUGAAAAAGUGUUCCGAGAUCCGAGUAAUAUUCAAGCCUGGAGGGAGUUGGUUGAAUUUCAGGAUCAAUAUGCUAAGUUGAUGAGUCGUCCGGCCUUAAAGUCAUUUUCCAGCGUUUCGGGUAUGUCGGAGGACAAGGAAGAGGCUAACUAUGGGCCAAUUUUGGCAAAGAAGUUGGAGAUUUACAAGCAGGCUCUGCAAAAGAAUCCAGGGUCUGAGGACUUGCUGGUUGAGUAUCUGAAUUGUGCAAGAAAGUAUUAUGAUUCGAGAACGAUGAAUGAGAUAUGGGAGCCGUUUUUGAAGAGUCACUCGGCGUUUCCGAAGGUGUGGUUUACUUUUAUGGAUUUUGUUCUGUCAGAUUUUUCUCAGUUUACGGCAACUCGGUUUCGAAAGGCUUCUUCGGAGGCCAUCCAAGCGCUGAGUGCUGGAAAGAGGUAUUAUACGAGGGGCCAUGCGCAGCACAAGAAAUUGGAAGGGUCGUUGCUGAGCGUGUUGAUCAACACUUGUAGAAUAGAGGCAGGGAUGGGAUAUAUUGAAAGGGCGGUGGCUCUGUUGCAGGCGUUGAUUGAGGUUAAUUUUUACACUUUGGACGUCGUGCAAGAGGCCUUCAACAAGGUCGAGACACGCGAAAUGGAGUUUGAGCUAGCUCGGGAAAAGCUGCAAAAUGAGUUCAAGCGUUUUUGGGAUUCCGAGGCGGCUAGAUUUGGGGAGCAGGGCGCCAGGGGGUGGUCUUUUUGGUACGCGGAGCAUCAAGACGAGGUGACGAAGGAAGAGCUGUAUGACCCGUUUACAGAGGACAACAAAGUGGUGAGGAUAGAGGGAGACAAAAUAGUACGAUUGGAGAGAAUAAACGAGCAGCUAAGAGAGCCGUUUUCCGGGACGUUAGGGGGUGUGGCAGCUGAUUCUGAAGAUGAAGGGUCUAGUUCAGCAGGCUCUGCGGACCUGGGCGGCGCAGAGUCGAAGUUGGAGGAGUUGGGGCCGGAAGAAGAGUCGGAGCGUCGUCGUCUUGCGCCAGAGGCAGUGAGGUGCUGGAUUGAGGUGGAAGGGAAUCUGGACGCGGUGAAUUGGUGUUCUUGCAAGGCGGUGGAGCUUCAAAAUGUGGAGGGAGGCGAUGAGGACGUGGAAAGGAUGGUUUUGUUUGAAGACGUUAAGGAGUUUUUGGUUUUGUUUUCUUACGACGAAUUUAAGUUUGAAUGUCUGAGCGCGCUGACUGAAUUGCUGGGAAUAAGAAAGGUGCCUCAGGGGCCCGGUGAGGGGCAAGACCGUCUUUGGUCGAGUUAUGAUAAGGAAAGUGAAUCGGUUUUUUCUUUGUUAUCGAGUCGAUACCCGGAGAUUUGUUCUCAAGCAGACUGUGACCAAAGUGCGAAUACGAUAGAGUCGUGGGAGUGGUUUGACCCGUACGAGCUUGGCAUAGAGCAAGAGUUGUUCACGGAUUCUCCGAGGGCAAGUCUCGCGCGAAAUUCCCUGAACCAGGCGCUCGAGCUUUGCAUUUCGAAAGAUCGCCCAGAUUUGGAGAUGCAGAUAAAGUUAGCGAGCAUAGCGCUGAUGGGGAAGGAAAGGGCUAAGGCGCUGUUGGCAUUGGACGACGCAAAUUUGGUGCUUUGGAACGCGUAUGCUCAGUAUGAGAAGAGGAACAACAGAAUAGACCAAUCUCGUCACAUUUACGAUGUUGCCAUUCAGAGGGCGAUUGGCCAGCCAGACGUUGCGUUGCUUGUUCGUUCCUAUGCGUUGAUGGAGUUAGAAUUGAAUUGUGUAGAAAGGGCGCGUCAUGUUUUGUUUUCAAUCCCGGAGAUGUCGCAUACGCCCUUUAGAGAAGGGACAGAUUUGAGGCGAACAGGCACUCAAGUCCUGAAGGCCCGCAAGAAUUACGAGCGAGUUUUCGCUAAGACAGGCGAUUUGGUCGAGUCUUUCUUGGAGCGACAAGAUUUAGAUCUUAGAUCGGCCAUUGACGUGUUCUUCAACCUCACCGUCUGUUGCGCCUUCUUUGAGUACUUGACGGGUGACGUCGAUCGGAUGGGGUGCGUCGUGGAAGCCGCCAGUCUCCGAGCGCAAAAGUGGCUCAGAGACUUUUCUGUCGGUCGGCUUAAGAACAAGCAGACAGAACAGCGCCUGAUGCGUGCCAACGAGCGUUUGUACGUUUAUCAAGUUAAUCUGAUUCUGACUCAUAUUGCGAGGUGCGGAGUUGCAUACCAACGCGUUUAUCUGAAGGAGGCCGUCCACAAGGCUCUGUGUCUCUAUCCGUGCAACAGGCUGUUCUUGUCUGCGCUCCUGCUCGUCGGACAGCGCACCCAGACGACUGCUCAGCACCACAGGUACUUCGACAAAUGCAUAGCGUAUUUGAAUCGCAGCGAGAAAAGCGCGGAUUUACUGUGGCUGUUCUCGAUUCGGUCGGAAACGCGGUGCGGAAGCGCCAAUCGCGUCUUCAAGAAGUUCGAGCGGGCUUUGGCGUCCGCGUUACACAGGAGGCCCUUCCAGACGACGGACGAGUGGCUUUCGUCGAAGGCGCAUGACAACUACGCCAUCUUGUUGUGGAAGAUGUAUGCGGACCUCGCCCUAGCGCAAGGCAGGGCCAAAGUAGCGAUGGGCAUUUUGUUUCGAGCCAUAGAGAGUUUUCCUUGGGCUAAGUGGCUGUGGCUGGGCAUGAUGAAGAGGGUCGGGCCCUAUUUGAGCUUCGAGGAAACUGCGGAGUUGCUUCGGCUGCUUUGUUCGAAGGAGCUGAGAGUUCGAAGGGGCCUUUGA
Molecule: messenger RNA, 3753 nt
Organism: Schistocerca gregaria
Lineage: Eukaryota; Metazoa; Arthropoda; Insecta; Orthoptera; Acrididae
Product: nuclear exosome regulator NRDE2-like
Exons: 1
Coding region: 1-3753 (1250 amino acids)
Biological process (GO): regulatory ncRNA-mediated post-transcriptional gene silencing; negative regulation of RNA catabolic process
Cellular component (GO): catalytic step 2 spliceosome
Molecular function (GO): protein binding
Source: RefSeq, a predicted model, not a curated record